AUGAGCGACAAUCAUAAUCAUCCACAAGGUUCUUCAGAUCCUACCAACGGUGGGCUUGCUUAUGAAUCUGAAGAUUAUCAUGAAAACGCAUACCAACGGCCUUCUGCCUCCUCAUACCCCCGUGAAAGCUAUGAUAAUGGCUCAGUAUAUGAGGAGGAUUUUGCCGAAGGCUAUGAUUAUCCUACUGGCGUAACGGAAAGCUACGGUGACGAAUAUACGCCUGUUGAUUCAGGUGACUCUCCUUAUCAGUAUGUUGCAGACAAGUCCAAGGAUAUCCAUCCUUCAGACGAGUAUGGUUCAGAGUAUUCGGAUUACAAUGCUCGUCCUGCGGAGGCAAACUUUUACAACUUGCGUGGUGAUGGCCGCUACAACAGCUACGAUCCUAGCUCUGAUUCGCUUGCCAAUGUCUACAAUAGCGUUCCUUAUGGUGCAAGUCCUUAUGAAUUUAGUAAUUCUUCUUUUGUUGGCAAUUCUGGCUCUGGCACUCCUAUGGAUGUGGACAGCGCUUCCUUUUAUGCUGAUAGCGCUAAUUUUGCUCCCAGAGAACCCUAUCCUGCCUGGACUCCUGAAAAUGAACUUCCUUUGACUAAAGAGGAAAUUGAGGAUAUCUUUAUUGAUUUGACUAACAAGCUUGGGUUUCAGCGUGAUUCUAUGCGCAAUAUGUACGACUUUUUCAUGACUUUGUUAGAUUCACGUGCAUCGCGUAUGACGCCCGAUCAAGCUUUGUUGACCUUGCAUGCUGACUAUAUUGGCAGUGACCUUGCCAAUUAUAAAAAAUGGUACUUUGCUGCUGAAAUGGACCGUGAAGACGCUAUAGGUCUUGCCAACCUUGGCGUGUAUGGUGGUAAAGCUACCUCUGUCAAAGAAAAGGGAAAGCUUUUCUCCCGCAAGAAGAAAGCUCCUAAAGUAGCCAAACCCCCCAAAAAGUCCCGCUUCAAGAAGAAUAAGAAGAAGGAUGAGCCUGCCGAGCAAGAGGAUGAGUAUAUUGAUGUCAAUACAGAUGACUCCUUGGAAUCAGCGGAAUAUCGUUGGCGAUCCCAUAUGCGUCAAAUGACCCAAUUUGAACGUGCCCAACAAGUUGCUCUUUGGUUACUUUUGUGGGGUGAAGCUAACAACGUUCGGUUCAUGCCUGAGCUAAUGGCAUUUUUGUUCAAAUGUGCUUAUGAUUAUAUCUCUUCUCCAGAAGCUCAAAAUGUUACAGAGCCUGUUGAGGAGGGAUAUUACUUGGACAGUAUUGUUACUCCUCUUUACCAGUACAUGCAUGACCAACAAUUUGAAAUUAUAGAUGGUAAAUAUGUUCGCCGUGAACGCACUCACGACCAAGUCAUUGGAUAUGAUGAUAUCAAUCAGUUAUUUUGGCAUGCAGAAGGUAUCGCUCGACUCAUUUUCGAGGAUGGAACUCGUUUAAUUGAUAUUCCUGCUUCUGAGCGUUUCCAUAGACUGCCUCAAGUUCAAUGGAAUCGCGCUUUUUACAAAACGUUCUAUGAAACUCGUUCUUGGCUUCAUCUCGUUGUCAACUUCAAUCGUAUUUGGGUUAUCCACUUUUGCAUGUUCUGGUUUUUUACUGCUUACAAUUCUCCAACUUUGUACAACAAGAAAUUCCAUAGAAAAGAAGGCACAAGGCCUACUGGAGGAUCUGAAUGGGCCGCUACGGCAACGUCUUCCAUUGUUGCCUGUAUCAUCAUGUUGGUCGCAUCUUUGUGUGAAUAUCUAUAUGUACCUCGACGCUUCCCGGGAUCUAAACCAAUUUGGAAAAGGAUCAUGCUAAUCCUUACGGUUUGCGGAAUCAAUCUUAUUCCGAUCGGUUAUAUAUUGGUAUUCUCAUCUGAGGAAAAGCAGAGAAGUGGAAGAAGAAUUGCUGUUGGUGUAAUAGCGUUUUUGAUGUCUAUCGCAACCUACUUCUAUUUUGCUAUCGUUCCACUCCAAUCUGCUUUUGGAAAGUGGGCUGUUAAGAGCGACCGGAAGUAUUUGGCUAACAAGUACUUCACUGCUAACUUUGCUCCGUUGAAGUUUGAUAAUCAGGCUGUUUCCAUUCUUAUCUGGGUUUGUAUCUUUACCUGUAAAUUUGCCGAGUCUUACUUCUACUUGACAUUGUCAAUUAGGGAUCCAAUUAUUGUGCUUAGUACAAUGCGCCCUUACCUCUGCUCAAUUUACUGGGUGGGAAGUAGAUUGUGCUUUGUACAUCCUAGAAUUUUACUUGGUAUUAUGUACUUUACUGAUUUAAUUUUGUUUUUCUUGGACUCUUAUUUGUGGUAUGUUAUUUUUAACACAAUCUUCUCUGUUUUAAGAUCCUUUAUUCUUGGUAUUUCAAUUUUGACCCCCUGGAGGAACAUUUAUAGUCGACUGCCACAGAGAAUCUAUAGCAAAAUUCUUGCUACCAAUGAUAUGGAAAUAAAAUAUAAGCCGAAGAUUCUGAUUUCUCAAAUCUGGAAUGCAGUUGUUAUUUCUAUGUAUCGUGAACACUUACUAUCUAUCGAUCAUGUUCAGCGUUUGCUUUAUCAUCAGGUUCCUGCUGAAGAAGGAAGACGUACGUUACGUACUCCCAACUUUUUCAUUUCUCAAGACGAUCACACAGUCCAUACUGAUUUCUUUCCUGCCGAUUCUGAGGCAGAGCGUCGUCUGUCAUUCUUCGCCCAGUCAAUGGCCACUCCUAUUCCUGAGCCUGUUCCUGUUGAUAACAUGCCUACCUUCACUGUCUUCAUUCCUCACUAUGCAGAGAAGAUCUUACUCUCUUUACGAGAAAUUAUCAGAGAAGAGGAUCAGCUUUCUCGUGUUACAUUGCUUGAAUAUCUUAAACAAUUGCAUCCUGUUGAAUGGGAUUGUUUUGUAAAAGAUACCAAGAUUCUGGUGGAAGAGAAUGCUCCUUACGAGGAUGAUUCUGUUUCCGAAAAGGAAAGUGUCAUCCGAAGCAAGAUCGAUGACCUCCCUUUCUAUUGCAUCGGUUUCAAGUCUGCCGUACCCGAAUACACUCUUCGUACACGUAUCUGGGCAUCUCUACGAAGCCAAACAUUAUAUCGUACUAUCAGCGGUUUUAUGAAUUACAGUCGUGCUAUUAAAUUACUAUAUCGUGUUGAAAAUCCUGAAAUUGUGCAAAUGUUUGGUGGUAACACUGAUCGUUUGGAACAUGAGUUGGAUCGUAUGGCUCGUCGUAAAUUUAAGAUUGUUGUUUCUAUGCAACGCUAUGCUAAGUUCAGCAAGGAAGAAUAUGAAAAUGCAGAAUUCUUACUUCGUGCAUACCCCGAUCUUCAAAUAGCCUACCUUGACGAAGAUCCUCCACUUGAAGAAGGUGGAGAACCACAACUGUUUGCUGCUCUUAUAGAUGGUCACUCAGAAAUUAUGGAAAAUGAACGUCGUCGUCCCAAGUAUCGUAUUCGCUUAUCCGGCAACCCAAUCCUUGGUGAUGGUAAAUCUGAUAAUCAAAAUAUGGCCUUACCAUUCUAUCGUGGUGAAUAUCUUCAAUUGAUUGACGCAAAUCAGGACAACUACUUGGAAGAAUGUUUGAAGAUCCGCAGUGUUCUUUCUGAAUUUGAGGAAAUGGAAACAGAUAAUGUGAAUCCUUAUUCAGAAACAGCCAAAGAAAGGAACAACCACCCUGUUGCAAUCCUUGGUGCUCGUGAAUACAUUUUCUCCGAAAAUAUCGGUAUUCUUGGUGAUGUUGCAGCUGGUAAAGAACAAACCUUUGGUACUCUUUUCUCUCGUACGCUUGCACAGAUUGGUGGUAAAUUGCAUUACGGUCAUCCAGAUUUUUUGAACGGUGUUUUCAUGACUACACGUGGUGGUGUUUCCAAAGCUCAGAAAGGUCUGCACGUAAACGAAGAUAUCUACGCCGGUAUGACUGCUUUACUUCGUGGUGGUCGUAUUAAACAUUGUGAGUAUUUCCAAUGUGGUAAGGGUCGUGAUUUAGGUUUUGGAUCUAUUCUGAAUUUCAAUACGAAGGUUGGUACUGGUAUGGGCGAACAAAUGCUUUCACGUGAAUAUUACUAUCUUGGUACGCAACUCCCCUUAGAUAGAUUCCUUUCGUUUUAUUUCGCACACCCUGGUUUCCACUUGAACAAUAUGUUUAUUAUGCUUUCAGUUCAACUCUUCAUGGUUGUCCUUGUGAACUUAGGUGCUUUCUACCAUGUGGUUACCGUUUGUUACUAUAACAAGUCUCAGAAACUCAGUUAUGAUACUACAUUCGUUCCUCAAGGUUGUUACCAACUUGCUCCAGUUUUAUCCUGGCUAAAACGAUGCGUUAUUUCUAUCUUCAUCGUCUUUUGGAUUUCCUUCAUUCCUUUGACAGUACAUGAGUUAAUUGAACGUGGUGUGUGGAGAGCUUUUAAGAGAUUUAUGAAGCAAAUUGGUUCGUUUUCUCCCUUGUUUGAAGUUUUCACUUGUCAAGUUAAUUGUCAAGCAAUUGUUGCUGAUCUUUCUUUUGGCGGUGCUCGAUAUAUAGGUACUGGUCGUGGAUUCGCUACUGUCCGCUUACCCUUCUCUGUACUAUACUCUCGAUUUGCUCAACCUUCUAUUUAUGCUGGAGCUCGCUUUUUGAUGAUGCUGCUCUUUGGUACAAUGACUGUUUGGGUCGCCCAUUUGAUCUACUGGUGGGUAUCCAUUGUGUCUCUUUGUGUAGCCCCAUUCUUGUUUAAUCCCCAUCAGUUUGACUGGAAUGAUUUCUUUGUAGACUAUAGAGAAUUUAUUCGCUGGUUGUCCAGAGGUAAUUCCCGUACUCACGCUAAUUCCUGGAUUGGCUAUUGUCGGUUGUCUCGUACCAGGAUUACGGGUUACAAACGCAAGGUAUUGGGACAACCUAGUGAUAAGAUUUCUAUGGAUACUCCUCGUGCCAAGCUUAGCAGUGUAUUCUUCAGUGAAGUCCUAGUUCCUGCUCUAUUAGCAGCUGGUACCGUUAUUCCCUACUUCUUUAUGAACUCUAUGCCUGGUAAUCCCUCCUAUGCCAAUUGGAUGGAUCAUGAUAAGAUGUACUACACAACUGAUCCAAAGACAGGUACUAACCCUAUCUUACGACUUGCCAUUAUCACUCUUGUACCGAUUGCUGUUAGUUUCGGUAUGGUCGGAUUUUUCGGAGGUAUGGCCUGCUGUAUGGGUCCUUUGCUAGGAUUGUGUUGCAAGAAAUUCCCUGCAGUACUUGCUGCAAUUGCUCACGCUAUUCAAAUAAUAAUUUUCAUCGCUGUCUUUGAGCAAGACGACUCCAAUAUUUCAUGGUGGUCAGGCAAAUGGUAUGGUAAAGGUUACGGUUAUCAUGCAGUUACUUUACCUGCACGUGAGUUUAUGUGCAAAUCCAUUGAGCUCAACCUCUUUGCAACAGACUUUUUCUUAGGUCACUUGUUGCUUUAUUUCAUGCUUCCUGUAAUCUGCAUCCCAUAUGUAGAUCGCUGGCACUCGGUUUUGCUAUUUUGGUUGAGACCUAGUCGUCAAAUCCGACCUCCCAUCUUUUCGACGAAGCAGAGCAGACUACGUAAGCGUAUUGUGCGUCGUUAUUCUGCUUUGUAUUUCUCCAUUUUGAUUUUUCUUAUCAUUUUACUGAUUGUUCCUUUGGUUGCUGGUAGUGAAAUAUGGUCAGGACUCAAGAGUGUUGAUGCAAUUUCUAAAAUCAGUCCUCUUUAUCCUAAUGGAACAGUCAAAAACCUUACUCAACUUAGUAUUGGCGGAGGUUUGAGACAACCAAGAGAUGUUAAUUGGACGCUCAACUACUCUCAAAACUAUGCGGGAAUGAACUUCGUCUUCAAUACUUCAUAUUAA
Molecule: messenger RNA, 5739 nt
Organism: Schizosaccharomyces cryophilus OY26
Lineage: Eukaryota; Fungi; Ascomycota; Schizosaccharomycetes; Schizosaccharomycetales; Schizosaccharomycetaceae
Product: 1,3-beta-glucan synthase subunit Bgs4
Exons: 2
Coding region: 1-5739 (1912 amino acids)
Biological process (GO): (1->3)-beta-D-glucan biosynthetic process; fungal-type cell wall polysaccharide biosynthetic process
Cellular component (GO): plasma membrane; 1,3-beta-D-glucan synthase complex
Molecular function (GO): 1,3-beta-D-glucan synthase activity
Source: RefSeq, a predicted model, not a curated record